Molecule: messenger RNA, 1638 nt
Organism: Insectozyma verbasci
Lineage: Eukaryota; Fungi; Ascomycota; Pichiomycetes; Serinales; Debaryomycetaceae
Source: the annotation of a GenBank genome assembly
AUGUCAGAUUCAGGUACAGAUUCAGAUUUAUCAUUAAGUUUAGUGAUUUAUUCAUCAGUUAAGCCAAUUUAUAAAAUUUAUUUCAUUAUAUUAAUUGGUUUUUACCUCGCGAAGAGAAAUAUACUUUCAGUUACAACAUGUAGAGAUAUUUCAGAUACUAUAGUUACAGCAAUUAUGCCAUGUCUUAUUUUUAAUAAUAUUGUAUCAAAUUUAAAAUCUAGUGAUAUUAAAAAUGUUGGAAUUAUUUGUUUUACAGCUACUUUAUUAUUUAUGUUUGGUGGAUUAUUUGCAUAUUUAACUCAUAUAGUUACAAGAUCUCCUAAAAGAUGGUUAGGUGGAUUAAUUUCAGUUGGUAUAUUUCCAAAUAUUUCAGAUUUACCUAUUGCUUACUUACAAACUUUUGCUAAAGGAGGAACGAUUUUUACAACUGAAGAAGGUAAUAAAGGUGUUGCCUAUGUUUGUAUUUUUUUAAUGGCUAUGAUAUUAUAUCAAUUCUCCUUGGGGUUAUUUAGAUUAAUUGAAUGGGAUUUUAGAGAUGAAAUAAAUGGGGAAAAGGCUGAAGAUGAAGAAAAGAAAUUAUCAACUACUUCAAGUGAUGAUAAAGAAGAGAAGAAUAAGAAGGAAGAGGAGAAGGAGAAGGAUCUUCAACAUUCGUUACCUGAUUAUUCAACUAAUCAUGGUGGUGUUGAAGAUAUAGAAUCAAUAAGUAGUGAACACUCAUCAAAUUCAUCAAAUUCAAUAAGAUCACAAAAUCUAAAAGUGAAACAAUUAGAAAGUAGGGGAACAAAUAAUCAAGAAAGUACCAAUGAUAACAUACGAAGAAGAGGGUCAAUCGCAAGCAAUCGAUAUUCAUUAGAAUUAACACCAUCAAGAAGUGAACGGUUAAGAAAACAAAGAUCUCAAGAUGUUCAAGAUGUCAUUAAUGAAUAUUCAGAAUUCGAAGCAAUGAAACAACAAAGUAAAGAAUUAUCAAAAACAAAAUCAGAAGUAAAUAAUAUUGAACCACCAGAACCAAUUGAACAAGAAAAAGAACAAGUAAAAACAAGUAAAUUAAAAACUCACCUCAAGAGAUUAUGGAGUAAUGUUACAACUGCAUCAUCAUUAUCAUUAAUUAUAUCAAUGGCAAUUGCAAUGUCACCUCCAUUAAAAGCAUUAUUUGUACAAUCAACUUUCUAUAUUCCAAAUGCGCCAGAUGAACAACCUCCAUUAUCUUUUAUAAUUGAUUUAACAAGUUAUGUAGGAGCUGCAUCAGUUCCAUUAGGUUUAUUAUUAUUAGGAGCAACAUUAGCAAGAUUACAAGUUAAAAAAAUGCCAAAGGGAUUUUGGAAAACUGCAUUAAUGAUGACAGCAGGUAGAUUGAUUUUGAUUCCAAUAUUUGGAGUUGGUGUAACUACUGGAUUUUAUAAAGGUGGAUGGUAUGGUGAUGAUAAGUUAGUUAGACUUGUAAGUGUAUUAGAAUUUGGUUUACCCAAUGCUACAUCAUUAGUUUAUUUUACUGCAUUUUAUAGUGAUCCAUUAAGUGAAGAACAUUUACAAAUGGAUUGUUUGGCAGUUUGUUUAAUUAGUCAAUAUGCAAUAUUAUGGUUUUCAUUACCAUUUUUAGUUACAUUUACAAUGAAGGUAUCACUUGGAAUGUAA